GCUGCGUCAUUCUCACUUCGAGAUAACAGCGGCGACAGCAGUAAGACGUGUUUUUCGUUCCUGCGGUAGGGAAAAAUCCUAGUUUAUAACCCCUUUGCCUUUUUGAACUCACCGAAAUUCCGUUGCACAAGUUUGCACAGAGCAGUGAGCUGAUUUAAUACACACAAAAGGAGAGAAAAUGGCAAAGCGAGUGGCUGUCGUGACUGGCUCCAACAAAGGGGUUGGCUUUGGCAUUGUCAGAGCUUUGUGCCAGAAGUUUGAUGGUGAUGUCAUCUUGACAGCCCGGGACGAAGGACGUGGAAAAGAGGCGGUGGAUGCUCUCAAACAGGAAGGGCUCAGUCCCCUGUUCCAUCAACUGGACAUCACUGACCAUAACAGUGUCGUCCGACUACAUGACUUUCUCAAAGAAAAGUACGGAGGUCUUGACGUGCUUGUCAACAAUGCUGGCAUUGCCUACAAGGCUUCAUCCACGGCAUCGUUCUCAGAGCAAGCUGUAGUCACGCUGAAGACCAACUUUGAGGCUACCCUGGAUGUCUGUGAAGUGCUGUUUCCUCUAUUGCGACCUCAUGCUCGAGUGUCCAAUGUCUCCAGCUUUGUUAGCCAGAUGUCCCUGGCCAAGUGUUCGGACGCCUUGAGGUCAAAGUUCACGAACCCAAACCUCGGCAUGGAUGAGCUCGUCUCUCUUCUCAAGCAAUUUGUGGAGUCUGCUAAGACGGAACAACACCAAGCACAGGGCUUUCCCAACUCCGCCUACGGGAUGUCCAAAGUGGGCGUGACUGUCAUGUCCAUCAUACAGCAGAGAGAACUGGAUGCUAAGGGGGCGGAAGAUAUUGUGGUCAAUGCUUGUUGCCCGGGGUAUGUGGACACAGACAUGUCCAGUCACAAAGGCUCGCUCACUAUUGACCAGGGGGCAGUAACUCCCACAUACUGCGCUCUCCUUCCACCAAAUGUGGACAGCCCUCGAGGGAAGUUCAUCAGCAAGGAGAAGAUUUCCGAAUGGAAGAUGUAAAAUUUCGGCAUUUUGAACAUUGUUCUUUAGCAAAGAUGGCGUUAACUCUUUAUCUCCGGUGAGCCAACCUCGGAAACACUGUGCUGGUGAACUGCUGACAGUGGCUGGGGCACGUUCCAUUAUGACGACUUCAACAACAAUUUACUUUUCAGCAACUGCCAAAAACAGGUCUCUUUUACCGGAGGUUCAAUCAUUAGAUGAAAAACUAUCAAAAUAAGUUCGCUUGUUUUGAUUCAAUGACCCAUUUAAAUUAGUGACCUUUUUGUCAUUUUCAGAUUUAGUACCAAAAAAAGGCCCCUGACGUAAUGGGUUUGCCCCCCACGGAGAUAAAGAGUUAAGAUUUUCUUAGAAAAGGCUUUACUGGGGUAGAAGUUUAUCGAGGAAAAACAGCGGACCGGAAAGUGGAAAAUGAAUACACAUGGACCUAUUGUGUAGUUCAGACCUAAACGUUUUUCUUGUUGGGGAAAUGUCAGGAAUUUUUUGUUGUUUUUUAAAUUAUUGUAAUUUUUAUGGCACUUCCAACUCAAAUAGGUCGUAUCAGUACCAAAGAUUAGAGAUGUUACUAGAGAGUAACAUACAAAGAAAAGGAGGAGAGAUGAGGAUGGUAGAUGUUUUAUAGGAAAGGACACCCACAUAGUCAGAUUUUAGGAUUUUCCGAAGAAAAAAUUGUUGAUGUGAAAAUAUAAAUUUCUCAUGCCUCUGGCCUCAGCCUUAUACCAAGAAAAAAAACUUUCAAACUUUCAUGCCACGGUGAAAUGGCUGAAAAAUCUAAGACUGCUCAGUCUGCCUCUGAAAAAAACCUGCAAAAAUUCAUCCAAGAAAAGUGACAAUUUUUCAUUAUAUCAAAGGUUUGUGUGCCUUUAUUAAUGGUUCAUGAACUAGUAUCAUUACAUCAGAAGCUGCUGCACUAAACAAUAAUUGGAACAAUUUAUAAAACAUAUAUUCAAUACUUGUAGAUCGUCUUUGCAUAUUGAUUUUAUUUACAUCUGUUAUUUGUUUUUGUCAUGCCAUCUGAUAUUCUCAAUCCAUAUGAAAUGUUUCGAAAAAAAUUCCCGCUUUUUGUUUUGAAAGCGCCUGAGGCAAGUUAAUUGCAGGUAUUUGACACACUGGUGUAAGUUUAUACAAGUUAGUCAUAGCUAUUUGACUCUACAAAUUCCUGUAUCACUGACUUUGCUGAAAUGAUAAUUAUAUUACAAUUGCACAAAGAUCUUUAUAGAUUUGAGAAAAUAGUUUACGCCAUUUACUAAAAAUAUUUAUUUCAAUAAUUUGUCAUGUAUUUUUGAUGCGAAAGUACCUUUUUGACAUAUGAAAUUCUUUUUUGGUGUGUUUACCAGUGGUGACAUUUUUACUUACAAGACUGCAGGCGUUUACUGAAUGUUGUUAUAUAUGACCUUUUUCGUUUCUGACUAUUUAUGAAACCCAAAGAUAUUAACUUUUAUAAGCCUUCUAAUCUUUAUAACAAUAUACUAACAGAAUAAUCAUCAUGAUAUUCCUCUUCAGCCUAGUUUGUGAUGGCUAUUAUGAGUUUAUUGACGGGAAAUAUUAAUUGCUAUAUUAUUAUUAUCAUAUAAUUGAGAGGAUAAAAAUUUAAAGAUGUUGGAAAUUACAAACAAAUAUGUAAACUUAUAGAUUUCAUUCGCAAAUCAUGCAGAGGUAGCUAGAGGUAGAUUUUCCAAUGGAUUAUUGUAAUAUCCUCCAUUGUACUUAACUUUUCCUAUAUAAUUCCAUGAAGAAGUUUCUCUAAACCCAUUCAAGAAAAGACACAUUUUUAUGUUAGAUCUAAUUCACUUUUUUGAAGAAUUAAAAAAAAAAGAAAAAUAUAUUUUUUCCACCGAAUACAUAUAUAAUAUAAAUAUGUGUACUUUCUUUGUUGUUUAUUACUGACAAUAUAAUGUACCUCAGACUUCUCUUUCUUCUACUUUGAGUUAUGAAGUAACAUAAAGUAGUAAAGACGGCCAUUUGAUAUUAAACAAAUUCUGUUCUAAUGUGUUGUUAUUAGUUUCAUGAGCCUAUAUACUCCUUCUACUAGUAGAUUGUCAAUAAAACAAAAGAAGAUGAUACAUGUGCUGAA
Molecule: messenger RNA, 3080 nt
Organism: Aplysia californica (California sea hare)
Lineage: Eukaryota; Metazoa; Mollusca; Gastropoda; Aplysiida; Aplysiidae
Product: carbonyl reductase [NADPH] 1
Exons: 9
Coding region: 179-1009 (276 amino acids)
Molecular function (GO): carbonyl reductase (NADPH) activity
Source: RefSeq, a predicted model, not a curated record